UCGGUGUGUCCCACCAGGAGCAGCUCUGUGAGGAGUGUCGUUUGUUUUCCCGUGCAGCUGAGCGCCAGCACAUGCAUGCCACACUGCAGCUCACAGGCGUUUGUUCCAGGCUUUAUUUUCCUCGACGGACCAAUCGCAACGCCCGGUGAGGCCGCGUCACGGAGGCUGCAUCCAAUCGGCGCAUGCGUCUCACGAACGAGCGUAGCUGGGCAAAGAUGGCGGCGGGCUCCGAUUUGCUGGAUGAUGUUUUCUUCAACACAGAGGUGGACGAAAAAGUAGUUAGUGAUCUGGUCGGGUCUCUGGAGUCUGAGCUAACAGGAGCAGGUCACGUCAACACAACAGCCAAGGUCCAGUCUGCAGCAAAUCACGCUGGCAAGUCAGCUGUAGGUAGUAAAUCCAAUGUUCAGGGCAGCAAAAUGGGACUUUCACAACAAGAGCUUGCUAAAGCAGGGACAGGAGGUGUCAUUAACAGCACAGGGUCCCACGGCUCAAGCAUGGAUGGAGCAGUCGGGACCACAUCGGCGGCGGGACCGAGCGUGACAGUCGCUCAGAGUCAGUCCAAGUCGGGGACAGCUAGCGGAGUCGUUAUGGUAGUAACGGACGCGACAUCUUGUGUCGGGAAGCCUGGAACGACCGGUGCUCAAACUUUGAAUGGAAGUGCUGCGGUGACGAACUGUCAUAUCCCCGGAGGCGCAUCUGCUGACAGCAGCGGCAACAGCUCGCAGCCCGCUGUCACGCUUGUAAACAACGGACCUCUUUCUGUGAGCAAAGGAAGCGCAGCGGUUUUAUCUGCAACACCAAGUACUAUUAUUCGGACUUCUUCGACGAGUGCGCAGAAUGCCGUGCCCUCGCCUGUGAUUGCGUCGCAGCCCUCUGUGAAAAGUGUGCCCACGGUCACGCUUGUGAGGCCACCUAUGCAAACUCCCACGAACACCUCACAAAGCGGAGGCAACCCUACCACGGUUUUAUCAGCACCGGCCGUCAGUGUUACCAGCACGGCCGGUCCUCUCGUCGCCAAGUUCGACUCCACAAAGACCAUAAUGCACGCCGGCGCACACGUCGUGGCUUCCACUGUUGCGACAGGGACGACGGCGACCGUGAGGAGCCCGACGGUUUUACAGAGCUUGAGGACCUCAGUGACGCCGGCAAUCGCUGCCACUCCUCCUGGCGGGAUACGAGCUAUUGCUCAACAGGUGUUGGCCCCUCGACUCACUCAGCCUCAACAAAACGCCCCGAAUAUCCAAAACAUUCAGCUCCCUCCAGGCAUGGUCUUGGUUCGCAGUGAGAGUGGGCAGCUGCUGAUGAUUCACCAGCAGACUUUGGCUCAGAUGCAGGCUCAAUCACAGUCCCAAAGUGCCAUGACACCGCGACCUGCAGCUCCCACAAGCACUCCACCUGUCCAGAUCACCUCUUUACAGGCUCCGGGCGCAUCACUGCUGGCUCGCUCGGUUACCCCCACCACUAUUAUUAAACAAGGUUCCACAGUCCAGACCACUGUGACGGCCACCACCAAACUGCAGAGGCCUCCUGUACUGCAGAACACCAUUAUGCUGGGAGGAACUGCCACCACCCCGGGUCAGCCGCUAGGAACGGCCACCACAGUACAGCCUGGAUCUGCAGCCACAGCAGUAACACAGAGGGCAGGGCCCCUUGGGGCCACUGGGACCCCUGUCACUCCGACAGCUAUCACAGCUGACACACUGGAGAAUGUGAAAAAGUGUAGAAACUUUCUGUCCACGCUGAUCAAGCUAGCAUCCAGUGGAAAGCAGUCCUCUGAGACUACAGCCAGUGUUAAGGAGCUGGUCAAGAACUUGCUGGAAGCGAAGAUAGAGCCUGAAGAUUUCACCAGUAGGUUAUACCGGGAGCUCAACCCCUCACCACAGCCGUACCUUGUGCCUUUCUUGAAGAGAAGUCUCCCAGCACUGCGUCAGAUGACCCCAGACUCAGAGGCCUUCAUUCAGCAGAGCCUGCUGGCCCAGCCCAGCACUAAGCCUGCUGCGGCAGCCUCCACAGCCCUCACGGCUGUGGUGCUGCGACCUCCCCUCUCCACCGCUGCCACUACAGCCACCAGCACUGCUGCAACCAAAACCACAGUUAUCAGCCUCACUCAGACACCUCACAGUAAACCAGGACUGAUUGUGCCACAGCAACAGGGGGCGAUGGUGAGGCCACAGGUGACACUGUCUCAGGCUCCCAUGGUAACACUCAGAGGACAACCUCAUAGCCGCAUCAUUGUGGGCCAGCCGCAGGUGGUCAGACAGCUCCAGACAGUUCCAGCAGUGAAACAGACGUUGACUCCAGGGGCCAAAGGAGUACAAGUCGUCAGUCAGGCCCCUCUCACUGCUGCUCAGAAGAACAAGCUGAAGGAAGCAGGAGGGGAAACCUUCAGGGAUGAUGAUGAUAUCAAUGAUGUGGCCUCCAUGGCAGGAGUCAACUUGUCGGAGGAGAGCGCCCGUAUUUUAGCAACCAACUCUGAGCUAGUUGGCGCGGUGACUCGUUCCUGUAAGGAUGAGGCCUUCCUCGCGACUUCUUCGCUCACCCGGCGAGCUCUUGAGAUUGGUAAGAAGUUUGGUGUCAGCGAGUUGGGCACAGAUGUGAUCAACUACAUUUCCCAUGCUACACAGCAGCGAUUACAAAACCUGCUGGAAAAGGUGUCACAAGUGGCACAGCAGAAGAACGUGACCUUCAAGGAGGACGAGCGGUAUGAGCAGGUCAGCGAUGCGCGAGCCCAGCUAAAAUUCUUCGAGCAGCUGGAUCAGAUGGAGAAGCAAAGGAAGGAAGAGCAGGAGAGAGAGAUCCUGUUGAAGGCUGCCAAGUCUCGGUCACGGCAAGAGGACCCCGAGCAGCUCCGACUUAAACAGAAGGCCAAAGAGAUGCAGCAGCAGGAGCUGGCUCAGAUCAGGCAGAGAGAAGCCAACCUAACGGCACUUGCAGCAAUUGGCCCGAGGAAAAAACGAAAAAUGUACUCUCCCGUUAGAGGUGCCGUUGCAGAGGGAUCAGGCCCAGGGCCCUCCCAGCCUGGAGGGUCCAGUGGAGCAGGCUCCAGACAGUUUAUGCGACAGCGCAUCACGAGAGUCAACCUCAGGGACUUGCUCUUCUGCCUGGAGAACGAAAAAGAGACCACUCACUCACACCUGCUCUACAAAGGCUUCCUCAAAUAGCACCCACAUUAAAAUGAUUAGGCCCAUUGGGUGGCAUUAAGGAAGCAGAGUUGACCGUCAGCUCAAACCCUCUCUGCUGGUACAGUCUAUGAUCACCCGCUGCUGAACGACGAGACGUCUGUCUGUGGGAAGAGAAUUAUCUGGAGCACUGAGGAGACGUCAGCUUUUAAAAGCCUUUUCAGGCACAUGCCUGUUGUAUUUUCAGCACAGAGAUGGAGCAAAUAUUGGAACUGGGCCCUGAUUUCAGUGCGCCUCUCGGCUCCGUUUGCUCCUCAGAGACUAGUUGCACUCAACCACACUUCCCUCAUGCACUGCCUCAUGCUGCACAUAAGAACAUUGUCUUAAACUGAACUGAGCACUUCAGAUUUGAAAACCUUGCCAGUGUCUUCGCACUGGCAUCUGGGAUGUAGCAGCAAAUCUCUGUCAAGCGGUUCCAUUUUACAUUAAUGUGCAGCAUCCAGGUGCUGCCCGAUUUUACAAAAAUGCAGUAAUGCUAAUUUUCUUCACCAUGUUGACAUAAACACUCUGUUUAUUUAAGUUUUGAACAGAGAUUUUAAUUUAUCACACAUUUAUACUAUAUUUCAGCACAGUUUUAAUGCCUGUGGAUUGUUUUACAGAGACUAAUCUUGACUAGUCUUGUCUUCUGCUGAGUUGCCUUCUUCAGAUUAAGCCAUAUGGAUUAGAAUGUCUUGUUCAUCUUAAGUAACUUCAUCUAUCCAACAGUUCUCUCUAGAUUUGUAGGAUGCCUGCUUUGUUGUUUUGUUUGAUUUUUUGUUUGUCUUUGCUUGAUUGGAAACCAACAUGAUUAUUUAUACGUCAUGUGUUGUGCAUGGUGUAAUCACAGGUGCUGGCAUUUGAAGUCUCACCACUAUGGUGGUGGUUUUCACUGUGAGAGUUCCUGCCACAGUGGUUUUUAUUCAGAUUCUAGCGCAUUUACUACACAGACCGCAUAUGCUUUACAUUCCUAUCCAUCAUUUCUGAAGCAUACCAUACUGGGUUUUUUUCCCCCAUCUCCCCAGCAGCCUGUUUCCAUUAAUUUCUUCAGUGAUGGUACAAAUUUCAAAUGGCCUUCUGUCAAUAUUCCUGUUGGCAAGCUAACUGACUAGUUAUUUAGAAGAUCCAUGAAUAAUGAACCAUUGACAUUAUGAAAAUAAUAAUGUGGAUUUGGCUCUGUGUUUCUUGAAUAAUUUAAUUUUCCUGCCUUUUAUUAAUGUCACCCAAAGAUCUACAGUCUUUUUUUUCAAAUAAGAAUGUGCAAUAUUUAAGUAACGCAUGGCUAAAAUGUAUUGGGGCAGGAUGUUUACUGCGAUGGAUUGUUCAUCUCAAGCACUUUUUUUCUUAUCUUUUUCUACCAUUUAAAAAGAAAAUAGAAUGGACGUGGUUGGCUGCCUAAUGUUACUUCAGAAAAUCGAAACUAGUAUGGUAUGAUUUCGAAAGGAAGUGGCUGUUAGUAACGUAAAGUAUCCACGCUGUGUACCUCAUGUGCUAUAAUAUGAAUUUUAAGAAAUGCAGUAUGGAGAAAUGAAUCCCAAAUAGUUUUUGAUUGCAGUCCUUUAAGUGAAUCGCACAUUUUCCAGUUACAUUCUUCAUCCACAUUUUUAUAUUUGAAUGAAUGAGGGAGGUCAUGUUUGAUAAACAUGGGCAGGAAAUGCACUUUGACAGAUCGGUUUUCUAAAAGUAGUCGAUCAUAUGAACGUACCCACUUUAUAACUUUUUAUAUUUUUAGUGCACAUACUAAUUUUGGUCUUUAUACCUUUUGUCAUUUUACGAAAGAAUGUUUGUGGGCAUAUUUUAUUACUGUAUAUACUUAAGUUUGGUAUUUGUAGAUUUAUCAUUUGACAACUUCAAAUUGAGAACGUUUGUCUUAUUUUUCAUGCAUAUAAAUAUGACAAAUAAGACGAAUAUAUGAUGCUUUCUUGCCACUAUCUUGUAAAUUUUGCACAGCCACUUGUUUAUAUGUAAAUAUCUGAAUUUUAAAAAAGUUUUUAAUUGCUAUUUUAUAAUGGAUUGAGAGAGAAUGAUCUCUAUUAAAACAAAAAACAAAUAUCUCUAUCUUGAUUGUAUUACUUACUGUGACAGGUCUGGUCUUUCUGGUCUUCCCAGUUCACAAAAGAGCCUAAAAUACUCAGAAAUCAAUAUUUCCCGUGACCUGCCGGCAGCGAUUGUGAACACAAAAUGACUUUCCAAGAAGCAGCGAAUUAAGUUAGAAAGUGG
This is a messenger RNA of Xiphias gladius (swordfish), 5375 nucleotides long. RefSeq names its product transcription initiation factor TFIID subunit 4-like. Gene Ontology annotation, biological process: DNA-templated transcription; transcription initiation at RNA polymerase II promoter. Gene Ontology annotation, cellular component: transcription factor TFIID complex. NCBI's taxonomy places the organism in Eukaryota, Metazoa, Chordata, Actinopteri, Istiophoriformes, Xiphiidae. Gene Ontology annotation, molecular function: RNA polymerase II general transcription initiation factor activity; DNA binding; protein heterodimerization activity. The record is from RefSeq and is a predicted model, not a curated record. The coding region runs from base 183 to 3161 and encodes 992 amino acids. The transcript has 16 exons.